AACUGUCCCUGUUGAAGUCCUCAGAGCUCCAGCCGGAACUGAGGCACUAGCAGGUGUGUACAGCUGCUCAUGCUUCUGUGCUGCCUGAUUCAUGUCAUACGCAGAAACAAGAGGCUUCCUGAAAUCACUAGUACCAUCUCCGCCUGUCACCUUCCCAAGGUUGGCUGUAGCUGAGACUUCAGAGACUCCAGAGACUUCUUUCAGUACUCACAGAAACCUCCUAGCCUUGGUGAUGGCACAUGGGGACUGUUUACUUGCUCUUAGUCUGAAUGAUUGCCAAGAAGGAAGGCAAAGGUAGAGCGGUCGGAUCUCUGGCUCCCCCCAUACUUCUAAUCUCAGACCUUAUUAAACUCCUUUUUGAGCCAAGGACAAAGCUCACUUGAACAAAUGACUUUGAGUCAUGAAUGAAAACUCUUGCUCUUUCCACAGUGAGAAAGAAUUAAGAGAUGGACAGGUUGAAAGUGUGUGUGCUGCGUAUCCUUCACCAUAUGACAAGGACACCGGUGUUCUUCGGGCUCUCAGAGGAAUUCCUAUCUCAGAGUUGAAGAACCAUGGCAUCCUCCGGGCCCUGACAGCAGAAGCCAACGGAUGGCAGCCAGGUGUUGUGAAUGCGGAGGUGCUCAGAGCCCAAGAAGAAUGGGAAGCUGUGGACAACAUCCAGACAGAGUCAGGGAACCAGGCCAGUGUAGACCAGCCUGGGCAGCUGAUCUCCUUCAGUGAGGCUCUGCAGCAUUUCCAGACUGUGGACCUCUCUUCCUUCAAGAAAAGAAUCCAGCCAACUAUUCGAAGGACGGGGCUCGCUGCCAUCCGGCACUGCCUUUUUGGGCCUCCAAAACUCCACCAGGGCCUCCGAGAAGAAAGGGACUUGGUCCUGACCAUUGCUCAGUGUGGCCUGGAUAGUCAGGACCCAAUGCAUGGCCGAGUCCUCCAGACCAUCUACAAGAAGCUGACUGGCUCCAAGUUUGACUGCGCCCUCCACGGAGACCACUGGGAAGAUCUGGGCUUUCAGGGAGCGAAUCCAGCCACAGACCUGAGAGGAGCAGGCUUCCUUGCCCUCCUACACCUGCUGUACCUGGUGAUGGACUCCAAGACCUUGCUGAUGGCCCAGGAGAUUUUCCGCCUAUCUCGUCACCAUAUCCAGCAGUUCCCCUUCUGUCUGAUGUCCGUGAACAUCACCCGCAUCACAAUCCAGGCCUUAAGGGAGGACAGCCUCUCCAGGGAGUGUAACCGGCAGCAGAAGGUGGUCCCCGUGGUGAACAGCUUCUAUGCCGCCACCUUCCUCCGCCUCGCACAUGUCUGGAGGACGCAACAGAAGACCAUCGCUGACUCUGGCCUUGUCCUCAAAGACUUGGAGGUGUUGGCCAAGAAGAGCCCCAGGCGGCUGCUCAAGACCCUGGAAAUCUACCUGGCUGGAGUGUCAAAGGGACAGGCCUCAUUGUUGGGAGCACCGAAAUGCUAUGGGCCACAAGCCCCUCACUCCAAGGAUCUCACCUUCACAGGCGUGUGUGACCUGCCACCCCAUUCAUCCGAAGGAAGGGCCUAUCUAGGCCUUCCACGGGAGAUGUAAAAUGCUUCACAACCCUACAAAGGUCAGAACCACGGAUCUGGUGCCCCUCCUUCUCGCUCUCCUUUGCGAAUCAUCCCUGGCACAUGCUGUCUCCGUAGGCUGUCGGGUGGACUCCCACACAGCUCCCCAGAGAGAAGACGGGGGGAUACGUAGAGGAGCUGAGCUGAUUUCCCUGUGCUGCUUUGCACGAAAUCAAGAUGAACUUGGUUGGAAUUUGUUGGGGAUGGAAGAAUCAGCCGAUCAGAGCUCAGAAGGCACAUAACCCUUGGGGCCCAGGGGUGGGAGUGGGUCAGGACAGCCACAGCUCAGCCUGACCUCCUGAACUCCAGUUCAGACUUACCCAGCCUUGCUCCUGCCCCCGGAUUGAGCACUCUGGGCUACUCCGUUCUCCCAUCUGGCUCUCUAGCCUGGUUUUCCAGCCACCACCCCGUGAUACAAAAGAAUGGCCUAGACAAGGAAAAGUAGCUUGGCCAGGACGACCCAGAAGCAGGGUAACCCACAAACCAGACUCCGUGAUUCUCCACACUAGCCUGGGGUUUCCCUGGCCCUCCAGUGGCCCUGUUCCCAUCGGCCUAAUGUGAUGUGAUGCGCCCCCGAGGUGACAAACCAGACUUGUGUUCAGCGGCAAUAAGCUAUCCUCCUGGUCAGCAAGCAUGUCGUUCAGGUGCCGCCUCACAGUGGGUUCUCAGGGCAGCUGAGGAAAUCACAGCUCAAACAGAACUGCGUCCCCAGCCUGCUGCCCCAGCCUCGUCCCAGCUGGGGACGUGUGACGGAACUGAACCCCAGUGGCAAGCAGUGCCCAGGCCCGGGGCUGUGCCUCCUCCCCACCAGGCUCCCCAAAGUCCCCACCAGCUAUCUGGAGCUCCGGGCCCCACCGCUUCGAAAGUCUGCCCCAGCCCCUGAGUGGGACGACGGGGGAUUGCCGGGCCCUCCUCUACCCCUGC
Molecule: messenger RNA, 2511 nt
Organism: Enhydra lutris kenyoni (northern sea otter)
Lineage: Eukaryota; Metazoa; Chordata; Mammalia; Carnivora; Mustelidae
Product: ELMO domain containing 3
Exons: 13
Coding region: 401-1567 (388 amino acids)
Source: RefSeq, a predicted model, not a curated record